Penicillium arizonense is the source of this 783-nucleotide messenger RNA. RefSeq lists its product as uncharacterized. The transcript has a single exon. The coding region runs from base 1 to 783 and encodes 260 amino acids. NCBI's taxonomy places the organism in Eukaryota, Fungi, Ascomycota, Eurotiomycetes, Eurotiales, Aspergillaceae. Gene Ontology annotation, molecular function: nucleic acid binding. The record is from RefSeq and is a predicted model, not a curated record.
AUGCUGGAAGCGCUUUUUGAUCAUCUGCUGGAAAAACCGGGUCUGUACCUCGACGAGAUGGCUAUCUUUUUAUGGGAUGAAUUCCAGAUGCUAGCAACAACUUCUAGCAUUAGAAGGGCCCUCGUAUCCAACCGUUGGUCGAGAAAGACUGCCCGUCAGAAAGCGAAAGAGCAGAACGCCGAAUUACGAGAAAUAUAUCUUCACAACCUCUCCGAAUUUGAGUCAUACCACCUUGUUUAUGUUGAUGAAUCUGGAUGUGAUAAACGAGUUGGUUUCCGACGCACAGGCUGGUCACCACUCGGUGUAGCACCUCGACAAGUGUCACAGUUUCACCGUGACGAACGUUAUCAAAUUCUGCCUGCAUACGCCCAAGAUGGUAUUUUGCUUAGCCGCGUCUUUCGUGGGUCAACGGAUGCCGCCGCGUUCGAGGACUUUAUUGAUGAACUCCUUCGACAUUGCGGAAGAUGGCCCGAGCCGAAGUCUGUUCUAGUCAUGGAUAAUGCGUCCUUUCACCACUCCGAACGAAUCUCACAGAUGUGUGCUGACGCCGGCGUGAAAGUCGUCUAUCUGCCUCCAUACUCGCCGGAUCUCAAUCCAAUUGAAGAAUUUUUCUCUGAACUUAAAGGCUGCAUAAAACGUAAUUGGAGCUACUUUGCAGAUGAUCCUGACCGAGAUUUCGGCACCUUCCUUGAACGAUGCAUCAAUCAGGUUGGGGCAAAGAAAGACAGUGCUAGGGGCCAUUUUCGGCACGCAGGCCUCAGUGUUGAGGAUUUCGGUGACUGA